AUGGCUCCCAACUCUAAGCGCCGCUUUUCUCUCAGCGCCCUCUCCCCUGCCUCCAGGCGAUACAAGCAAGUCAUGGGCCAUCGAAACGAGCAACGUCGAUCCGUCGACUCAACAGCCAGCGGCUCUACGCUCGGUGAUAUGCCCGUCACUGAGGUUGAGAAGCAUGUCGUGGAUCCGGCCUAUCGCUGGACCACUGCCAACAGAAUGGGCUAG
Molecule: messenger RNA, 213 nt
Organism: Fusarium keratoplasticum
Lineage: Eukaryota; Fungi; Ascomycota; Sordariomycetes; Hypocreales; Nectriaceae
Exons: 2
Coding region: 1-213 (70 amino acids)
Source: RefSeq, a predicted model, not a curated record